CUUGCGCCAGAAACUAAAGGUGUGAUUCACUGGAUUAUGGACAUCCCCUUUGUGCUGUCGGCCAACCUCCAUGGAGGAGACGUUGUGGCAAACUACCCCUAUGAUGAGACUCGUACUGGCAGUGCACAUGAAUACAGCUCCUGCCCAGAUGAUGCAAUCUUCCAAAGCUUAGCUCGAAGCUAUUCAUCCUUCAAUCCAGCCAUGUCUGAUCCAAACAGGCCACCUUGUCGCAAGAAUGAUGACGACAGCAGUUUCAUAGAUGGAACAACCAACGGUGGAGCUUGGUACAGUGUUCCAGGAG
Gekko japonicus is the source of this 301-nucleotide messenger RNA. Its product is annotated as carboxypeptidase E-like. Gene Ontology annotation, biological process: proteolysis. The record is from RefSeq and is a predicted model, not a curated record. The transcript has 2 exons. Gene Ontology annotation, molecular function: zinc ion binding; metallocarboxypeptidase activity. The annotation marks the transcript as partial. NCBI's taxonomy places the organism in Eukaryota, Metazoa, Chordata, Lepidosauria, Squamata, Gekkonidae.